Spea bombifrons (plains spadefoot toad) is the source of this 3449-nucleotide messenger RNA. RefSeq names its product cellular inhibitor of PP2A (gene CIP2A). NCBI's taxonomy places the organism in Eukaryota, Metazoa, Chordata, Amphibia, Anura, Pelobatidae. Gene Ontology annotation, molecular function: protein binding. The record is from RefSeq and is a predicted model, not a curated record. Bases 89 to 2824 code for a protein of 911 amino acids. The transcript has 21 exons.
AAUGAAGGCUUAGGGCGCCAAAUACGAUUUGCCUGUCGCCUGUUUUGCUUCUAAGCGGGACCGGGAUCCUGAGGUUUGCGUUUUAGUCAUGGAUCCGACCUCCUGUAUGAAGACCCUACUGAUGGCUGCCGCGCAGUAUAAGAGUGCAAAAAGCGACAACAACGCGGCAGCUCUGCAAAGACAACUGGAGGUGAUUAUUGGAUUGAAACUGAACAAAUUAUUUGCGUCCAGUCAAAUAUUACCAAGUGAAUGUUUAAGCAGUCUUGUGGAACUUAUUGAAGAUCCAAACACCAGUCCAGCAAUAACUGUGAAGACUCUUAAUCUGCUCUCUAGUUUAGCUUCUGACAUUGAGACAAAACAAGCACUUCAUUCAACCUACCAUCUCACCAAUGUUUUAGCUGGAGUUGUUCAUCGUUAUAGCUGCAUACUUAAUGAUCCUGUUUUGUUGCAGAGUAUUCAGCUGCUGCAGAGAUUGACAUAUAAUGUAAGAGUUCUGCAUGCAAGUGUCAACAUCGAGGAGCUCAUAGUAUUUCUGAUGAACCGUAUUCAGUCUUCAGAAGAUGAACUAAAAAUGCCAUGUCUUGGUCUCAUGGCAAACCUUUGUCGGCAUAAUAUUUCUGUCCAGUCAUAUGUGAAAUCUUUGAGUAACGUAAAGGCAUUCUUCCGAACGCUCAUUAGCUUCCUGGCACACAGCAGUUUAACCGUUGUGGUGUUUGCUCUCUCAGUACUUGCAAGCCUCACGUUAAAUGAGGAGGUUGGUGAGAAGCUUUUCCAUUCAAGGAACAUCCAUCAGACUUUUCAAUUAAUAUUUAAUAUUCUUUUAAAUGGAGAUGGAACGUUAACUAGAAAGUACUCAGUGGACCUACUGAUGGACCUCAUAAAGAACCCCAAAAUUGCAGAUUACCUCACCAGAUAUGAACAUUUUAAUUCUUGUUUAAAUCAAGUGCUUGGUCUUCUUCAUGGGAAGGAUCCGGAUUCUGCCCAGAAGGUUUUAGAAUUGUUGCUGGCUUUCUGUUCUGUCACUAAUUUACGUCACAUCUUACGGCAAGCAGUAUUGGAACAGUCUGGCAUUUCAGGAUCGGGAAAUGGGAGACUGGGACCCCGUGCCAAAUCCACAGAAAAGCUUGAACCAGCUGUUGCACUUGUUCAUUGGUCAAGCCAACCGCUGGAAGCACCUCAUAACUGCACAGUGUUGGCCCUUGAGCUCUUCAAAGAAGUUUUUGCGGAUUCUAUUGACAUAGCCAAUGGACAUUCAGCGGAGCGAGUUGUAGAUCUACUACUGCCGGUUAUUCUUGAGCACCUCCAUAUUCCUGAUCAAAUGUUGGAUGAAGUAUUUGCAAAGAAGCGAUGUGAAAAAAUAGCCAAAGCCACAGAAGUUUUAAUAAUUCUAUGUGGUGAUGACAGUUUAAAGUCCCGUGUUGCUAAAAAGAUUUCUGUCAACAAAUGUGUUUCCUUGGUGGAUUAUCAAUUCUCAUGCAGUGGUGUGGAUUCAGGAUUUGGUACCCCAACAAUAGAUUCAGAACUCUUCAAAGUUUCUGCAGAUGUUCUUCUGAAGAUAUUGGAUCUGAUGAGUAGAUUAAAGCAGUUGGUAACAAACAUGGAAGCUGCCUUUUACAAGAUACUUCAGGACCAUCGUCUAAUCACCGCAUUGUCAUUUGCAUUAACAUCUGAUAACAGAGAGAGGGUCCAAGCCGGACUAAGGAUACUGUUUGAAGCUGCACCCUUGCCUGACUUUCCUGCUCUCCUCCUUGGUGAAAGCAUUGCUGGUAAUAAUGCGUAUAUACAGCAGGAAACGGAUCACCCAGCAAAAAGAUUUGGAAUGCCUGUUCCUGCCAACAGCUUUAAAAUCCAACACAGCUCUACUGUGCAGAAUAUUGAUAUUUCAACCCCAAACAUCCAGGACCUUAUACUGAAGCUUCAAAAUGGAAUGGAGCUGAAAGAGCAAGUAAAUGAUGUGAGGAUUUCCGAUAUUAUGGAUGUGUAUGAGCAAAAACUAUCGGCACUUGCUUCUAAAGAAAGUCGGCUACAAGAUCUUUUGGAAGCAAAAGCGCUGGCCCUUGCUCAGGCUGAUAGGCUGAUUGCUCAGUACCGCUGUCAAAGAGCCCAGGCUGAAGCAGAGGCAAGAAAGCUUGCUGUGAUGCUGAAGGAGACAGAAAGAAAGAACGAGGAGCUGAGUUUGCUGUUGAAGUCUCAGCAGGUUGAGUCUGAGCGGGCAAAGAGUGACAUUGAGCAGUUGUUUCAGCACAGCAAGAAGCUGCAAGCUGUUGCGGAGGAACACGAGACAUUAAAGAUCUCUUAUGCUGAUCAUCUUGUGAAGUAUGAGCUUUGUGAGAAGCAAUACAAGGAGCUGCAGGCAUCAUAUAAUGCAUUAAACAAGCAAGCUGAAACGAUAAAAAAGUUAAAUGAUUCCCUCAAAGUGCAGAAUGAAAAGACCAUUUCACAGCUAGAGGAUACUGAAAACCAACGGAAAGAUUUGGCCAAACAACUACAAGACAGAGAUACUAAAAUACUGAAUUUGCAGCAGAAGGUUAAGACUUUGGAGGAGAAAAUGAAGUCCAAACAAAAAGAGAAAGAGGACAUGGAAGAAACCAUUGACAUUCUGCGGAAAGAAUUGGGCAAAACAGAACAAGCGAGGAAGGAACUCAGCAUUAGGGUAUCCUCUCUAGAAGUUCAAAAGACGCAACUGGAAGCACGGUUGGAAGAAAAGGAAGCUUUGGUGAAAUUACAGCAUGAAGAACUGAACAAGCACUCUCACAUGAUUGCUAUGAUACACAGUCUCAGCGGUGGUAAACUGAACACAGAGAAUGUGAACCUCAGCCUGUAGACAUCUAUUGAUAGCUGUGACAUUUACUGAAUAGCUGCGGGGCAAGGACUCGGGAGCCCCGCUUUCCAUCUGAUUAGUAGAUUCCAAAGAUGUGCAUUUACUAUGCAUGGAGUUCAAGCAUUGUAAAAGACCAACAUCACUGAACAUUUUCUGCUAAAAAACAGUGUGUGUUAGCCUUGCAUGGCUUGUGGCUAACACACCAACUUUUUCUUAAAGGUCUUCUCCCUGAUUUAUCUAUGUGCUAUACAGAACCAACACAGCCCUUUAUUUAUUAGACACUAACUGGGGAUUGCAUGGUAAACAAUGAGUUAAAAUGUUUAGCUCUCUUGCAAUAGAAUAAACUUAAUAGAACAAUAGAAUUUUUUUCUCUCAACACCUUUUUGAAUAACUUGCCUAGCAGUGUAUCUGUCAUCAUCGGUAUGUCACCUGUAUACACAAUAGGGGCAAAUUAAAUAUUUAAACUGUAAGUCAUUUUAACCAGUAACUAAUGUACAGAUAUUUUAAAACUAUUUUAGAAACUGUCAUGCUAAAUAAUUUCAUUAUGUAUCGCUUGUAUGAAAAGUCUAAAUUUCAGUGUGUGGCCAAAUGUAUUGCACAGCUGAAGAAUAAAUUAACUGUAUUGCUA